Armigeres subalbatus is the source of this 4068-nucleotide messenger RNA. It is a transcript of the gene spin, whose product is annotated as protein spinster. NCBI's taxonomy places the organism in Eukaryota, Metazoa, Arthropoda, Insecta, Diptera, Culicidae. Gene Ontology annotation, biological process: transmembrane transport. The record is from RefSeq and is a predicted model, not a curated record. Bases 779 to 2758 code for a protein of 659 amino acids. The transcript has 8 exons. Gene Ontology annotation, cellular component: membrane. Gene Ontology annotation, molecular function: transmembrane transporter activity.
UUCAGUCUAGAUUCAUUUGUCCCGUGGUUCGGAUGUGUGGCUGAGUGGCGUGAGAUAAAAUCGUUCCAUAAUCCUUCAAGAUAGGUUGUGGGAAUCGAAUAAAAGAAGAUUGCAGCAGAAAAUCGCGUGAUACCUUACGUAGUGAAGAAGAGCGUAUUUCUACCCGGCUCAUCAGUGUGACGACGGGUUUGAAAGAGUGCCGAAUUUGUUGUUUGUACGCGAGCAUCGGAGUGCGAUUAUUUUUAGCAUUGCAAAAUUUCGGCAUCGGUCAGCCGUAAAGUAGAAUAAUUCUGCCUGCCGGUUGUGUGGGAAUUUUAUUGUUCGGAAAACUGCGGGACCAAUGGUGAAAGGCUCGCUCUGCAACAUUGAAUGCAUCGAGUGUAAUAAUUGCAAUCGUUCAGAAGAACGGAAAAUUGCAAGACGGUUGACUUGCGAAUUUUGAUCAAAUUUGGUAAAACUGCUUGCUGUGACAGCGUGGAAGUUUCAAGCGAAACAGUGGGCAUAAGAGAAAGCCAAAGAAGAUAGCAAAAGAAGAAUCAAGUGAAAAAGAAAUCGUACGAUCGCCACAUAAACACUUUUGUAUUUGAAUUUAUCUCUUGUUGCAUUCAAACUGCUUGCCUCAUAGCUGUGGGCGAAAGAGUAAAAAACAGUAAACGCCAAGGCAGUGUUCUGUCUCCAUACGUUUUGUUUAUUCUGUUGACUGUUUUUGCGGGUGUGUUUUUUGCAUCGUUUCCCACCCACUUCCGGUACGUGAAUCUCGGAAAUCCAUUCUACGUGAAUGCCUUCUAGUCAAGGUUACCGUAAGGUAGCAUCCGAGCCGGUCGACCCGGAGGCAGAGAUCAUACGGAACACCUCGUUAAGCAACACAACAAUGCCCGGCAGUCAGCAGCAAAAGGCGGCAAUGGCGGAACCACAGACAGUCGUAACCGGCAAUCCGGCUGGGAAAAUUCCGGCCACCAAUUCGCAACAGCGACUAAUGCCUGCCGAUUCAGACAGCGUAUCGUCCUCGUUGGAUGAAGCCGAGCUGGAAGUGCCGCCUGGUGGCGGUGACGGAGAUGGUGGCGGUGGCGAACAUCGACAUCUGCCGUAUCAUCACCACCUUGAUGACGGAUCGGUGACAGCCAGCAGUACCAGCACCGAACGGGUUCCCCUGACGGCGUGGUUCACCGUGAUAGUGCUGUGUUUUGUUAAUCUCAUCAACUAUAUGGAUCGGUUUACGAUUGCAGGCGUGCUAAAAGACAUCCAAGACCAGUUCCAGAUUGGCGACGAUGAGGGCGGUCUGCUGCAGACGGCAUUCGUCAUAUUCUACAUGCUGUUCGCGCCGUUAUUCGGCUACCUGGGCGACCGGUACUCGCGCAAGUGGAUAAUGGCACUGGGGGUGCUUCUGUGGAGUACGACGACCCUGCUCGGUUCGUUCAUGACCAGCUACGGAUGGUUCAUCACGUUUCGGGCCAUGGUCGGUAUCGGCGAGGCAUCGUACAGUACGAUAGCGCCGACGAUUAUCUCCGAUCUGUUCGUCGGAGAUAUGCGAUCGGCAAUGUUGGCCCUGUUCUAUUUUGCCAUUCCAGUGGGCUCCGGAUUGGGGUAUAUCGUUGGCUCUGAAACGGCCAAAUUCUUCGGUUCUUGGGCUUAUGCCCUCCGUGUCACUCCCCUGUUGGGAUUGAUUGCCGUUGUUCUAAUCGGACUCAUUCGGGAUCCAGAGCGAGGGCAAAGCGAAGGAUCUCAUCACAUGCAAGCGACAUCUUAUAGAGAAGACAUCAAAGACAUCGUGAGAAACCCCUCGUUCAUGCUCUCCACAGCAGGAUUUACGUGCGUUGCUUUCGUCGCCGGAGCGCUGGCCUGGUGGGGGCCAAAGUUCAUCUACCUAGGAUUGGUUUCCCAGCCGGGCAAUGAGAACAUCACGCUCAAUGACGUUUCCUAUAACUUCGGUAUAAUAGCAAUGUUAGCGGGUCUGAUUGGUGUUCCAGCGGGAUCCUACAUAGCAAAUAGGCUUCGUCCACGGUAUCCUUCAUGUGACCCGAUGAUCUGCGCGACCGGAUUGUUCUGCAGCUCACCUCUCAUCUAUCUUGCCUUGGUUUUGGCCAAAUACAGUAGAGCUUGGUGCUUCUUUCUGGUUUACUUCGCACAAGUUUCACUGAAUCUGACCUGGUCGAUUGUGGCCGAUAUGCUGCUGUACGUUGUCGUGCCCACACGCCGCUCCACCGCAGAAGCCUUCCAAAUUUUGAUUUCCCAUGCCUUCGGUGAUGCCGGCAGUCCAUACUUUGUUGGAUUGAUUUCAGAGGCCAUCAAACGGUUACUACGGCUGUCGGCCGUCGGCGUUGCUGCCGUUUUCCCGCCGGAUCUAACAAGCUACUCGCAACUAGCGGAAAAUGUUACGAUGACGUCAACCAGUACAACGACCACCACUACCAUCAGCCCUCUUCCACACUUAGGCGAUGAAGACUCGGCCUCCAUCCAGUUCCGUGCUCUGCAGUACGCCCUAUUUUCGACUAGUUUCGUGGAAAUAAUUGGCGGUGUAAUGUUCCUUAUGACGGCGAUGUACAUUUUGCAAGAUCGAAGGAACGUCGAACGAGCCGUGGCAGAUUGCGAACUGGAACUCAGCGAAAGCUCAUCCGGUUCGGAAACACUAGAGCCACGGUCGAAUCAGUCGACAUCGGUGCAUCAUAGUAGCCGACCGCAGCACAAUGGCCAUCAUCGGGACCAUCAUUAUCAUCAUCAACGUCAACACUCGGGGGCAAUUCGUCCAUCCUCACCCUAACAGCAACCGCCGAUUGAGAUAAUUUAAUUGGUAGUGUCAUUUGGAUCCUGAAACUGGAAGAUAAAUCUUCCGCUCACGCUGGUCACAGGGUCCAAUGGCAUCAACCAGAAUCAAACCAAAGUCAAGCAUUGUUCCAUUAUAGUCAUUUAGAAAGUCAAGCUGCCAGUUCGUCCGCAGCCCGUUUGGAUAGCUCGACAUCCAAUUCCUCCAUUUCCGAUUAGUGAUAGCCGUGGUCGGGUUAGGAAAAAAAACAAUAUCACACGCAAAUAUGGAACAACACUAAGUUCCGGUGGGGUUGUUCGCGACAACCCCAGCUUCCCCCUCUACAUUUCGACCAUUCAUGACAUCAGUGAAGGUGCCACGAUCUGAGCCAAAUGCGCCCAUUGCAAAGCGCAAUGACGUAUUCUCAAAUCCCGCAUCGGGUGGCAUGCACUAUCCAUGUAACAUGGACGUGAGGUGAUUUGACAAAUCUAUCCCAACACAGUUUUAGAGUGUUUGAGACCGCAAUAUCCUACAUCACACCCGCAGCCAUCGACCGUAUCUGUAAAUAAGUAAAAUCCACUAACGGUACGCACCCAGACUGAGUCCAUAAGUCUAUUUAAAACUCAUUUUACCAUUACCAGGGAAGUAGUGCAUAGAAUCAUAGAAACAUAACAUGGGUUUAUGUUGAGUUGGAAAACAUAGGAAAAAACACUCAUUAAGGACUGAUACUAAUUUUAGUGUAAAUUUAGAAACAAUUUGAUAACUGAACAAAAGGUUAUUACCAUGAAGAUUUCCUCUUCCUGUAAAUUUUUUGCGUCUAGUUUUGGCGUUUAAGUGAGUUUUAGCAGCGGCAGUAUGAUGGGUGGCAAGGGAUGAAAUUAGAAAGCGAGAAAGUGUCCUUUGAAUGAGUGUUUUAUAUUAUGCAAAUAGCCAAGCUCAAGCCGAUACCGAUUCUCAUUCGUCCGAAAGUUGUCCCCUUUCUUGAGGAAUAGAAAUAGGAGUUAUAGACUGCAAUGUUUUUUUUUCUUUUGGCUUUAGAAAGCAUCGGCAGGAGCACAUAUAUUGUAUGAAAGAAAAGUUUUGUUUACUAUAUUUUGGAUAAUAUAUUCCAUCAUAUGAAUUUGUUGGAAUCGAUUGAAGAUUUUCGAUCGUUUACAUAGUUUCAAUCAUAGAUUAUUAUAAAUUUAAAUAUUUAUUGGUUAUUUAGGAACAAACAAAUGUGGAUAGCAGUAAGAGGUAUUAAUUUUGCUGUAUAAAGAUUGCAGAUAAGAAAAUAUCACAAAGAUGAAUAAAUAAAAACUACAUAUAAACUUUUAUAACAAAAGUCA